Molecule: messenger RNA, 7423 nt
Organism: Lepisosteus oculatus (spotted gar)
Lineage: Eukaryota; Metazoa; Chordata; Actinopteri; Semionotiformes; Lepisosteidae
Source: RefSeq, a predicted model, not a curated record
UAAACGACCGCGUUUUCCAUAUUUAUCUGGAUCUAGACCAAUUAUUGUUUACUGAUGACUGUAGCUUCUUGUUUCUACUUUUUGCUGCUAUCGCGAAGUGUUUCGGGACAGUUUCUGCGUGAGAGACGCUAAAUAAGAACUGCUGUUACUGUCGGGAAACGGGCACUACGGUAUUUGGAAAACGCUCGUUCCGAAAUACCCAGCCAGGACUGGACUGUGUUUCUUCUCGUGUCUUAUUCAUGUCUCACGCGGUUGUGGAGUCCAGUGGGUUAUAUUUGUCAGUGUGUUUGAGGAUACUCGGAUUCGACGAGCGUUAUUGGCAUGAACGAUGAAAAGCGAUGGCAAUUGGUUCAGAUAUUUACAGACAAUGACGCUGUGUGCCGGGACAUCGCAUACUGAACUCCAGCUCUGCUCAGCCUCCUCUCCCCUCCCGCAGAUGCACUGGAAGCAGUGGAAUUAGAGUCAUUUCAGAGAAUGGAGAACGCUGGUCUGGGUGGCGCAGGGGUCGUGGGUCCAGCUCCUGGGGGUGCUCUCUGCGUGGUGUAAUUGUGUGUCGUUUCUUCCCACAGUCCAAAGGCAUGCUGGAGGCGUGACGCCAAGGGGCAGAUCAAGCGCGAGCCGUCGCUGGGCAGCUCCUCUCCGGUCUCGGGCAGCAGCGGACGAUGCAGGCCUCCGACGUGUGGGUCCCACAGAGGCCACAGCCCGCGCUCUUCCAGGCGCCCCGCGGCUCCCCCUCCGCCUCGGCGUUGAGCCACCAUGCCCUUGCUGCCCCUGCGGGCGCUGGGUCCGCCGGACCCGCCAGCGCCCCCGGCUCUCCGCAGGACGCUGCCUUGGCGGUCCUGCAGCAGUUUGUGACGGAGAGGAUGUACGCCGAGGGCUCUGCUCCAGGGGCACACGGGCCACAGGCGCCCUACAAAAUAGUGCACCAAAACCCCGCGGCCCCCUCCAGAAGACAGCCUGACCAGUUCGGUGCUCCCGCCCAGUCCGCAAGACCCCAUCGCGCUGUCCACUUUGCCAACGGGCAGUUUCACAACACGGCAUUUGCGCCCAACAGGGUGGUGUUCAGUAGGAAUCCGGUUGCGCCUGGAGGAAACCACGAACCGUCCAAGAGCAGCGGCCUUGUGGCGCAACAGGAACACGGCUGGAACCGUGUCUCCUCCUCCACCGGCCGGCCGAACUACGGCAGACACCCCUCGCUUGCUCUUCCAUUCCAGUUGCACAAUCAGGGUGCUCCCGGUGGGCACGGCAGGUCGGGAUGGAGUGGGCAGCAGCAGUACCACGUGCUUCAGCAGCCUGGACCCCGCACAGAAGCCUUCAGCAGGGCUGGUGCUCAGGGUUUAGCAGGGGCCUCCAGCAGUGAUGCUCAAGCAUGGAGCCCUUCUCCGUCCGCGCCACAGGGCCAGCCGAGGCAGUGGAGUUACUAUUCAUACCCCUUUUCCUCUCUGGGGGACGGCAGCGCAGCUGGUAUCGCUCUUCAGGCAGGGCAGCAGAGGUACCCCGCCAGCCAGGCCUGUUUGCAAGGCAAAGCGAGUGACCGUCCCCAGAAUAUUCCAAACCGACCAGCGGAAAACUCCGAUACAGUUUCUCCUCUUGGGGACGUGCGGAACAGUGGUUUUCCAAGCAAUCAGCCCUUUGGGGCUGUAAAUCCCACUGUAAAUGUUUCCCAGAAUGCCCGUGAAGCUGCAGAAAGCAUCACUGUAAAUGGACGUUUUCUCCCGGCUUUGACGUCCAGCCAGUUCGGGCGCGCUCCUUGCCAUGCUGGCCAGCAGACCCCCACCAGACCGGGCUUCUUGGGUGGAGAUGGGGGCAUGGGCGCUCUAGAGGCAGCGGCCUCCCGAGGUGAUAGCACGGUCUCGGGGGCCUCCGGAAGCCUGGACAGCGGCCGGGGCCACGGUGCUUUGUCCGAGAACAUCCGCCACGACGCCGGGAAACCCCCUGAAACAAACUCCAAUUCCACAUGGCCGUCGUCUGGAUUAAACAGGGAGGCACAGCCACAGCUCCCCCACUUCCCUCAGGUCAAAACCGGCACUAACACACCAACCUUCACGCCCUCCGCCUCCGUGUCCAACACCCCGACAUGCAACUCGCUCCCCCCGGCAGGGCUGCCGCCCCCUCCUUACCCGAGAGGGCUGGAGCAGUCCUAUUUAGUGACCGUGAAGAAGGAUACCCGAGGCGAGGGGUUUACGGCUCACAAUGUGAUUUUGAUUGACAAGCCGUCUUCCGCCGGCGGCACUCGGCAGCUGCCCGGGCGGAGACGAGGCUCGUCCGGUCGGGGCUCCUCGUCGGACUCGCUCCUACGAGGGAGAGGCCCCGAAGCUCCGGGACCGAUGUCCGCCGCACACGUUUCAGACCAGCCCGCCGCUCUGCCGUUGCCCCCUGCAGUCCAGCAGAGAGGCUUGUCUCAAGGGGCAGGAAGGAGCUCCGUUUUUCAGCAGCACAGACACACCCAGGAAAACAGCUUUCUGAGGGACCAUACAGUUAGUGGGCAGCUAGUGGGUAGUAGCAUGGCAUCCACAGCUCUGCCCACUGGUCCUGUUCCACAGAAGAUGAGAGCGUCGGAUGUUAAGUUAAGGAACGAGCUCAGAAAGGGUGUAGCAGAGGUGCUGUGCGCAUUUCUGUCAAAAUGUAAAACAAGCCAGACAGACAUGUCUCCUACCAACAUGCCAGCACAGACCCAAACUGCCAAUUUAUCCCCGAGCCAAAAUGAGUCUCCGAAGGAUGUUGGCACACCUGCCAGAGGGGAAUAUGCUACGCCUGGGAAAGAGGAGUAUAGUCAUAGCCUAAUCGGGAAAUUGCUUUGUUCUUCCUUAUCGCGGGCAAGCGAACCACAGAUUGCCAUUGUGCCUCCGAUAACGCAGAAAUAUGUGGCAUCGCCGGAAAAAUUGAGAGCCUUCCUGAACGCGGAUCACGAUCUCCCAUUUAAAAUUCUGAACGUGUGGUCCCAGCUAGAAGAUCAUGCCAGUUGUUCUGAGCUGCCCAUUAAGGAGGACUUUGUUAGUUCCCUUGCAAGUGCACAUUCUGAUGGAAAAGUUGCGCAGGAGAUCUCCUCUAAAAGUCCCCCAGCAAAAGGUGUUGAAGCUCCAGCGACGGCAGAGGUCGCGCAGACAUCUGCAGAAUCUCCCAGCCUGAGAGCUCCUCCCGGAUCAUGGAGGGAUCAGCCAUUCAAGAUCACUCCAGCACACUGCACAGAAAGUCAAGCAUCACCUGGUGGUCACUCCGUGGGAAGCCUUGUUGGGCUCAGUUCUGGUCCACAUAGCUGUGAAAAGCAGCAGAGUGGGAAGAAUGAAGACAGCCUAGGUCCAGAUUCAAAUCUGAGCACAUGCACUUUGGCCUCUGUGCCUGUGAAAGAGUGGACACUUGAGAGAAUACAACAGCUGGUGAAUUUGUUUCAUGAUUGUGUAGCUCGUGAUCCAGGGUGUUAUGGGGUGGAGGAAGUAGCAAACCAGCGCUGGGCUGUUAGAAAUGAUGAGCCUUUAGAUCCACGUGAAUCUGAUCAUGAAAUUGAGUCAAUUGUGAACUUCUGGAGCUCUGGCAUCACUCUGGACCAACAGUCUGUAAUAUUUUCUGAAGUAAAGCCUGAUUGUUUUGAAAAAAUAGCCCCACAUUGCAUAACUGUUGGACCCAGUGCUGUUCCGUGUGUUGUAGAGGAGUACAAGUCCACAUGGUUAAAUCUCAACGAGAAGCUUGAUGAUAUAGAUAAAGAGUGUGGCUUUCCUCUCUGCCUGCUGCUCAAAUACCAGAUGACUGAAACAGAAAGCAGUACAUCACACGUCCAAGAGAUGCAGAACUUGGAAGCUGCUUCACUCACUACCUGUGAACAGACAGAGGAUUUGGCGCCUCCUGCAGAAACUGAGAGUGCUAACAUUGAGGAUGCCCUGUGUAAUACCCAGGUCACAGUUGUACAACCUGGCAAUGAGAUCUUCAGUGUGAUUCUGAAUGAAUCUGGUAAAGAGGAGCUGAAAGGCAGUCCACCUGUGGAAACUCCAGUCCAGCGAGAAGUGAUCCCUGAGAACUACUGCUGUCUCCUUCGCUUGCUGGAAGAUUAUACCGGUUCUCCCCUGAGCCCGAGCUGCAACUGUCAGUUCCGCUCCAAGUCGGAGAAGGAGCAUUUAACAGGCCGGACCCCUUCCACUGGAAAUGGAGGCGGACUUGUCAAAGUGUGUGCUGAGAGCUCUCCAGAGCAGUUACCAGGGGCAGGGGACCUCCCUCGAGUAACUGAGCCACAAUUGCAAACUCCAGUGGCAAGCAGGGAUCUUGCACAAGUAACUGAAGUGCAAAAGGGAGAAAUGGAUUUAGGAGCUGAGCACACAACCAUUGCUGCUGUGAAGCACAAAGAGCUGAAUGGCAAAAUAUUAAGAUCGCGGUUCAAGUCUUCUCAAAAAGCUGCUCCUGAAAGGCAAGGUGAAUCUGAAGUUCCCCAUAAACGCCAAAGAGGGGAAGAUCUGACGUCUGGUAAAGGGCGGAGGCGGGACUGUGUGGUGAAGCUCCUCCAGCUCCCAGCCCCACUCAAGAGGAGCCAAAGUCACAAAGGGGAGAAUCUGGACAGGGUCGGCGGUGGAGAAUCUGGACAGGGUAGAAAGGGAGAGGUUGACCGCGAGAUUCUGAUUCCCUCUGUAGCCAAGAAAUCGCCUCCGAGUCGCAGAAGAACUGAAGGGCAAAACGCUCAAGUUGUCGUAAGCGUAGCAUCGGGCACCAGCUCUGCUGGAGGUCCUGGAAAUAAGCACGAUAAAGGACAUAAAUCAGAAGGCAGGAAGCGUGAGAGAGAAGAUGGCUUUGAUUGCCCACCAUCCAGAUUGGCUAAAUUGCAUCUUGCGGUCCACUCCUCAGCUGAUGCAAAACAAACACCAAAGGAAGAGAAAGAACCUUUAUCAAAGAAAAAGAGCUCGUCGGAAACGGGACCAGCCGGAUCAGAGAAGAGAGGGGAGAGGACAGUGAGCCUGGUGCUGUUUGGGUCCGGCUCUAAUUCAAGUCUAGAAGUCAGAAGUUCUGAUGGCAAUCUUGCUCUUAGACGGAAGAUAAACCCUCCUCCAGUGAUUGAAUUCACCAUUCGUAGCAAAAAGGACUGUGCAGAGAAGGCAGCACUUCCAAAGGAGCAUGUCCUGUUGAACAAGAACAGACUUUCUGAAGUAGGGCUUGAAGCGAAAGAAGAGAAGAAAAGCCAGACAAAAUGCUCAGGAAGGCCACAGCAGUCCAAAACCAAGCAAAGUCUUGGAAACAAGGGACCAGACAACCACAUGACAACAGAGCACCCAUCGGAAUACUCCCAAGGCUCAUUGCACCGGAGGGUUGUGGAUUUUAAGGGCACUGACAGAUAUUACAAACCGAUGGACCAACACAGACGAAAGAAGGGCUCACAGUUAAAAACAGAGAAUCCUAAGUCCUGUUCAAAGAGUGUUCUUAGCCUGAACGAGCAAAGCGAUUCAGACAUCAAGACUUGUGGAGAUGUGAAGAAAUCGGUCUUGAGGAGAAGAGCCUCACAGCACGAGCAGAAGCAAAUUGCUUUUCGCAAACUGCAGCACAAGGAGCGCACCAAGAGUCAGGGUACAGUGGCGCCCAUCUGCUUGGUCCGGAAGAGGAAGCGUCCCUCUAUCAUGCAAGAGGCUUUCACAAAAAGGGUGUCCGCUUCUGGGAGCCCCACUACGGCGGAGAAAGACAAGCUUCUGCAGUUCAAGCUGUGGCCAGACACCGGGGAUCUGUUUGGCUUUAAAGAUGAGGGCAGCUUGAAAAAGGAAAGCAGGCAACACCCCAAUUCAGUAAAGAGAGCUGGAAGUCUGAGGGAAACAGGAAUGCAGGCUGGAUCUUCAAAGCCCAAGCAAUGGAAGAUAAAAGGUUACUGGUCCCAGAGCUCAGAAGGCAGAUCACCAGAGAAAGAGCCGACGUCUCCGGGGGCGGCCUCCCCACUUCUCACGCCCUCCUCCAAGACCACUGCUGAUGCCACCUUUCAGGAGUACAAGAAGAGAUUCCUGGAGAAGGAGCUGAAGGUCGACAAGAAGUAGCUCGGCGUGCUUGCGAAGCCUGCGUUUCGGGGGCCUGAUGUAUGCAGCUGGAACGUGUUUCCAAGGGACUCCUGCUACGCGUUUCCUGGGUGGGAUUUUCUUCAGUGGAGCGUGUUUUGUUAAGAACUGGUCACAUGCUCCCCUGCGACGCCCACACACCACAUGAUCCCGCGCGUCUGAGCUGCCGGCGAGACCCCAGAGCUCUCGCCAAAGAGUGUCUGCAGAAUUCCUGCAGGGAAAUGAGACGGCACUGACAUUCCACUCAUUGCUUUCAUCGGUAACCUCACUGCCUGCACACUGGAGUGGUGCUUGUGAGUGUCUCUCUCUGUUCCCAGGCGUUAGUAUAGCUGGAGACGCUCCUCACGGGAAUAGCUUCCUGGUAGCUGUGCUUUCCCUCUUCCUCCCACUUUUCCAACACGGCCGCUGGCCGGAACAGGAAGACUGAUAUAAACUCGUCUGGCAUUAAAUUGCUUCUGCCAAGCGCGUCGCAGCAUCCUGUGCCACAGGCCUUCACGGGCAGUUGGUCAAGCUUGUCCGUGGGCUUCCGAUGCUGGGGGAGAUGAUGGGAAAUGGGAUUCAGACACACAAGGGAUCCUGGAGGAGGAUUACUGUGAUGAGAGGCCUGCGAGGGAACAGGAUGUGCAACACGCCUUCAGAUUUUCAAACGGUUGUCUUUCAGAAUGUGAAAUACCUGCGCUGCUGUACAGAUAUAAGUACAGGAAUGCACUGAACUUGCACUUCAGCCCUUCGGAAGCCUGUGGUUUAAGAGAGCUUGUCUGAAUUUGAGGAUGGAGCUUCAUUGUCAGCAAGCACACUAAAAACUUACCAGACAUAAACCCUGUCUAACUUUUGUCCAAAUGUCAAUCCAUAUUAUUCUUAAAUCUGUUUCCUGUGUGUGUAUAAAAACACAUGGAAAAAUGCCCUUAAGCUGCUCUGUUACCAGCUCCAGAAAUGCAGGACUUGGUUUUCUUCAGCAGAGGGUCAUGCAGUCCUAUGUGACCCUGGCGACGGGAGAGGGGAACGACCUGCAGACCCACUCCUUAUCUCAGGUUAUUCUCGGACUAAGUACAUACGUUCUGAAGUUCACCAGCACAGAGGGCAACCUUCAAACAAAGCAUCUGAAAACAGUCCUUUGCUUUUUAGGAAAUGCAGAAUGUCUCUCUUUGUACUUGAAGUAUUUACAAGAGUAUUUGUUUACAAGCUUGUGUGGAAACUGGUGCCAGUGCCCAGGUCAGCACGGGCUUUGACCACUGUCAGACCUUGUGAGUCUGCUCUCAUCGUGGGAUUCUUUUUAUUUUUCACGCUAAAACUAUUCAGGAACAUGUUUGUUAAAUGCUGAUUGUAUAUACAUAUUGUGAACGGUGGUGUUCUGCAACUAUUUUUGUAUAAAACAACUUGCCAGAAAUAAAUUUUUAUAUUUCACUUCA